AUGGCAAUAAUAUCAGUUGGUGUUUCAACCACCACACCUGCCAGUACGACCAGCUUCAUCUAUCCGAGCCUUAAACCUGCAUUGUCACCCCAGGUGGAAGUGUUUCUCACUGCCAUCUUUUUGGCCCUCUUUUCUAUCUUGUUCCUCUCCGUUUAUGUCCAGCUCUUUAUGAUUCUCUGGUAUCGCCAUAAACGGUGCAGUUACCAAUCUGUAAUGUUGUUUAUGAUCCUUAUCUGGGCCGCCCUGCGCAUUGUCCUUUUCUCAAUGUAUUUCUCCGAAGUUUACCUGGCCAAUCAUUUACCUCUUUUUAUUUCAUGGUUGCUGUAUUGUCUUCCAAUCUGUCUUCAGUUCUUCACGCUUUGUCUUAUAACUUCAUUCUUUACUUUGGCUUAUCUCAAAGGCCAAGACAUUGGUCAGAAAACUAAUAGGAAUUUACCAAACCUUCUCCUUGGAAUUGCUGCCUUACUCUUCUUUACUGUCAACAUAACUUUUGCUACAUUGUCGAUGAAGUCCCAACGUGAACAACACGAAGUCAUUCUGUCUUACGUCUACAGUCGUGUCAUUAUCAACGAUGGACUUUUCCUCACUGUGGCCACCUUUCUUAUUAUUGUCAUUGUAAAACUCAUGAAAGUGCCGAUCACAAAACGUUCACUUGAAGCAAAGGCCAUUUCAAUGUGGUCAGUUGUUGGAGUUUCAAUAUUUAUAAUCUUUACUUAUGGGUCUCGGGCUCUCUACAAUAUGAUUGCUGUGAUACCAUCGUUGAAAGGUCAAACCCCAAGUUUUGGUUAUGGAUGGUUUGAUGUCUCUGAUCAGGCUGAUGUUGUCAACUUAAGCAAAGGCAAUGCUUAUUUGUCUUUUACGACGGUGCUGACAAUCUGGGAGUUUCUUCCUCUUGUUGCAGUUCUUACUUUCUUCCGUGUGAAACUAUACAAGUCAAAGGAAACGAUUGCAAACACUGAAUGUCAAUACUUCCCAGAUGAAAGAGCAUCAUUGUUAAAGAACAAGUUCUUGACAUUAACAUUCCGGAAUUUAAUUAGACCACACACAGUUACAAGAAUGACUCCCUUAUGCAUCAAUGAUGUUUCUCACCAACUUACCAGUACUUAUCCACCUCUCGUAUCUCCCCGUUAUGGUACCACAUGCAACAGUUUCCUUACAAAAGCAGAGAUUCACAAUUCGCCUUGA
Messenger RNA from Acanthosepion pharaonis, 1185 nucleotides. NCBI's taxonomy places the organism in Eukaryota, Metazoa, Mollusca, Cephalopoda, Sepiida, Sepiidae. The record is from the annotation of a GenBank genome assembly.